This is a messenger RNA of Andrographis paniculata, 1349 nucleotides long. Its product is annotated as benzoate carboxyl methyltransferase-like. The coding region runs from base 76 to 1170 and encodes 364 amino acids. Gene Ontology annotation, biological process: methylation. NCBI's taxonomy places the organism in Eukaryota, Viridiplantae, Streptophyta, Magnoliopsida, Lamiales, Acanthaceae. The record is from RefSeq and is a predicted model, not a curated record. Gene Ontology annotation, molecular function: S-adenosylmethionine-dependent methyltransferase activity. The transcript is spliced from 4 exons.
UAUAAAAGGGUAUGUAAUAAUGUGUGGACUCUGCAGUUCAUCACUCAAGAUAAGAACAUAAAAUUUAAACUUGCAAUGGCGAAAAGCAGCUUUGUUCUUCGAAUGAAUGGUGGAGACGAUUCACUCAGCUACGCCAGCAACUCUGGCCUUCAGAAAUUUGCGAUGUCAAAAUUGCGGCAUGUGCUAGAUGAAACUAUCGAAGAAAUGAUGGUUAAAAAUGGAUCGAUCGAAACAUUCAGGAUUGUAGACUUAGGCUGUUCAUCGGGGCCAAACACUUUUAUAGCAAUGUCUCUUAUAAUAAAAACCCUAAAAAGCCUACAUAGAGACGAGAGCUAUCCUCAAUAUGAGAUUUAUUUGAACGAUCUUCCAAGCAAUGACUACAACAAUUUAUUCAAAAUGUUGCCCGAUUUCCAUCGUGGGAGGAAGGAUUGCUUCGUAUUCGCUCUUCCGGGAUCCUUUUAUGGACGAUUGCUACCUAGCAAUAGCCUUCAAUUUGGAUAUUCGUGUUACUGUCUUCAUUGGCUCUCACAGAUUCCUGAAGGGCUGGGGAUGAGUAACAAAGAAAACAUUUGCAUUGUAAGAACAAGUCCUCUAAAGGCAUUCGAAGCAUACGCAAAGCAAUAUGAAAGAGAUUUCUCGACGUUUUUAAAAUGCCGAGGAGAGGAAAUGAUGCCUAAUGGGCGUAUGGUUUUGGCAUUUGUCGGUAGAAAAAAUGUAGAUCACCGUUCUGAAGAAGAUGUGUCAGGAACUCUUAGAUUACUUGUAGAGACACUUUCUGACAUGGUGAAUGAGGGUCUCAUUAGUAAGGAAGAUUUGGAUUCCUUCAACAUGCCAAUAUACUAUCCAAGCCAAAAUGAAGUUAAGACAAUAAUUGAGCAAGAAGGGUCCUUCAACAUGGAUAAGAUGGAGGCUUUCGAGGUUCCAUGGGAUGCUAAUGGCUACAAGAACAAUGAUAAUGAGGCUUUUGAUGCGCACAAGAGUGGAAAAUCAACUGUAGAAUGUGUUCGUGCUUUUAUAGAGCCAAUGCUUACAUAUCAUUUCAGAAACACUUCCAUGGAUAUCGAUUACGUAUUCGAUAGGUAUGAACAAAAUGUGGUGGAACAUAUACAUGUCUCUAUGGGGACACCUUCCUAUCACACCUUGUUAUUGUCUUUGAAAAGAAAAUUUUAGAGGAAACAAUAUAGUAUUAUAGUAUCAAUUUCUCUUAAUUGAGUUUCAACCUAUCUAUGGUUAAUGAAUGUGGGAAAUGAAAACGAUAGUUCAUCUCCUAUUAUGUAAUACUCUCUCCGUCCACUUACUAUAUAUAUAUAUAUGUUUUGUUGUCCAAAUAUAAAUAUUUACUUUUUUAA